UGUUUUGAAGGGUGAAUCAUUUUCUUUCUCGAGUUGGUUGUUUUUAUGGUUUUCAUUGAGCCUCUCGCGUAGGCAGGCGAUAGAGAUCAAGCUGUUCCUUUUUCGAAUAUCGUGUGAAUCCUUGAGAAGGCUGUGUGACUUGUUCAAAAAGCGGGCGAGCAGAUGGAGGGAAUUUCGAGAGCUCUGUGAAGAAACAAGUUUAUUUUUGAGGAAAAACACCUGGGCCUGAUGGAUGAGAGUUCUGAACUUUCUCAAACGGACAAAGAAGAUGGCAGGAAAACAUACAUGCAGUUAUGGCGAAGGAGACUGACGGAAACAUACGAGCAGGGCAGCUGCGAGGAAUGCUGCAGUGUCCUUCGUCACUCAUUGGCUGUAAUGUUGACAGGGGUCACGUGGCAAGUCAGUAUAGUCGUCCUGGUCUUGAUUGAAGUGAUCAUCAACCUCGUCCUCAUGCUGAUGGAAUUUAAUGUUAUCAAAGACGAAACUCACGUGUCCCGAUAUCUGCUUCAUUUUGUUGGCUUGUCCAUCCUCGCCAUCUUCGUGUUUGAGGUUUUUCUCAAGUUUUAUGCAAUGGGAUGCGAGUACUUUAUGAUAGAGAAACUGGAGUUAUUUGAUGCAUUUAUCGUGGUAUCGGCGUUUGUAAUCGAAAUAGUGUUAAGCGUCAUCCGUGCAAAGAAGGCAUGGAAAGGCUUUGCUUUCAUCAUAGUUCUUCGGUUGUGGAGAGUUUUAAGGGUCAUUGUCAUGGUAUUCACCUUCAAAGAGGAAUUGUAUGAGUUGAUUGAAGAUGACGUCGACGCUCCCAAACAAGAAAUCAAAGACGAGGAAAACAAAGAGGCUGGGAAAAGUAAAGAUGAACCAAAACACUGAGGAGUUACAAUUGAAUUCAAACGGAAAAAAAGUUGAAAAUAUAAGUGAAAUAAACUUUCGCACUGCUACCGAUUA
This is a messenger RNA of Pocillopora verrucosa, 942 nucleotides long. Its product is annotated as voltage-gated hydrogen channel 1. Gene Ontology annotation, cellular component: plasma membrane. Gene Ontology annotation, biological process: proton transmembrane transport. Lineage: Eukaryota; Metazoa; Cnidaria; Anthozoa; Scleractinia; Pocilloporidae. The record is from RefSeq and is a predicted model, not a curated record. Gene Ontology annotation, molecular function: voltage-gated proton channel activity.